Molecule: messenger RNA, 4500 nt
Organism: Acanthaster planci (crown-of-thorns starfish)
Lineage: Eukaryota; Metazoa; Echinodermata; Asteroidea; Valvatida; Acanthasteridae
Source: RefSeq, a predicted model, not a curated record
CACUAAGCACUGUUAACGCGACUGAACUUUUGAUCGGGAUUGAUUUUGGCCUGCAGCGCGUUGAUGAUUUUUGUAUGGGUGAAUUAUUGAUGUGUUUGCAGCAAUUGCCUGUGAAAUAAGUUCCUUGAAGGUGACUGAACGAGAGCUCGACAAGGAGCAUUCCGUUACAGACUUGUCGGCAUUGUACACUUUUUACUGUAGGCCUAUAGUCUUGAAAACUCCCACGAGGUUGAUCGUUGGUGGACCGCGUGCAUUCUACUUGCUACCCGUCUACAGGCGCUCUAGCCCCCGUGGGGUAUCGCGGUCGAUGCGGUACCCAAGGAACUUGCGGGAAUGUGCAACCACCACAGAGUACGUGUACCUGAAAGGAAACUUUAACAGCUUUUCAGAAUUCCCACAGAGUAACAUCAGAUUCAACCUCAGUCCAUUCAUCUAGAAUCCGCUACAAUGCUUUUGAGGUGACCGUAAUCUGCAGCCCACUGCUCCAGGAUGUGUCCAGCAAAGUCCCGCGACCCCAGGUCAUAUAUCCAAGCUGUCCCCUUACCCCUGCCAUCCCACCAGGGGGAGUAUAUUCUAGCCCGCUCAGAUGUUCACUACAAGUCAAACUGUGCCUCACCGUCCAAGGAAGAAAUCUUUAAAGCCAGUUAUGCGAGACGGCUUCAGCAGAUGAAAGAGCAAGGUUAUCGGUCUGUGAACCACAAGCCCUACCAGGUGCUAGGGGAACCCCUACACCUUAAAGAAAAGAAGCUCAUCCUUCACGCUCUAGGGCAGGACUUGGCCCAGUCAGAAGACUCAUCUGGGAGUGGCUCAGAUGAGGAAGGGGAGGAGGAGAAAGACAAGAAGGAUGGAGUUUUGAUCCCGCAGCCCAGCGAGAACAAACCGCCGCCGAGGAAGUUUGUGUUCCGCCGCAACCACAAGAAUAAGAAGUCUUUAAACAAAGAAAUAUCCUCAGCGAGAAAAAUGGUGAAUUGGGUGAAGCUUGGACAUGGGGUGUUCACAGCUAUCAGGAAAGAGGAUGAAGAAAGGCUGAAUGCAGAAGAGAACAAAAGGUUGCAGGAUGCAGAGAGGAGACAGCGAGAGUGGCAACCUCCCAAUUUGGAUAGCUCGGAUGAGGACACAGACGAUGAUCUCGCAAGGGAUGAAGAUCUCAGCAUCUUCCUGACUCCAUCCAACAGUGAGGGUAAGAAGGAAGUCUCCUUCUCCCGCCCCGAGACCCAUCUCUACACCCCUGCCACACAGACACCCCUCCCCUCGGAGCAAGAGGGAAGAGAGGCUGAGCCGGCCUCAUCAGAGCCCCCUUCCUCCUCCUUGUUGAGCGUGGUGAUGGGCGAGCCGGGUGGGGCUGCCUCCACCCCAGCCAAGUCCAUCCUGAGCACCGCCUCUUCUCCCGUGGUCCGACGGAGACGGAAGAAGAAGAACGCAGAACCACCUCGCCCCUACACCCCGAUUCGGUCUAAUAUCAACGUGGACAGCGAAGAGGAAGACAGGACCAGCAGACAUGCAAUUUUUCGACAGCUUUGCGUAUUGAAUUGGAUUCUGGAGGCAAUGAUGACAGAGCCUCCCGCAGCCAUGGAACCGAUCACCAAAUGCUGGAACAUCAAGUACAAAGAUCUACGGCAGAACACAUUUUGCAAGACGACUGUGAGAGACAAAAGGAGAGAGAAGCUGGUGGACACACGAUGGAAUUCGUUUGUCACCAACCCAGGAGCCGGCCAUCUGAAAUCCCGCACCAGCACCAAGACGGCCAUCCAUGGCCUCAACCUGACCGCCUCCAUGUCCUUACCCCGCCCGGGCCGGAGGGUGUCAGUCCAAGCGGGGUCAGGCAUGACUUCCCUAGGCCAGACUAGGGCCAGCUCCACCCUCAGUCAGUCGGUCAACCAGAGUAGUGCCGAGAGCACACCCCGCAGAGAGGAGGAUGGGGCAGGAAAGAGAGAGAGCCUCAGAGAGCUUGGCAAAGCUUCAAGCACCUUCAAGAUACUGGAUGACAUCAUUGAGAGUGCCUCAUUGGUUGGCACGGUUGGCAAGAAUGAAGAUAAUGAUGACACAGCCUCAAGGCGGGGAGCCAGGCAAGACAGGUCGCCUUCCAUUGCUAGUGAGCGCAGUGCUAGUGCUACUUCUUCUGGUCAAAGGACUGUCACCAAGGGACCAGCACUGUUGCAAAAGCAUCUUGAAGAGAGGGACCAGAAAGCCACCAGACCCCAGGAGAAACAGAUACACACAUGGGUGGCCACAACCAAUCGCAAACUACGCACAAUGAGUGCACCUCCCAAGAAUGAAUUCAAACCCAUCUUCCCUAGUCACAAACAUGCCCAUCUACCAGCAGAGCUCCGGAGUCGCUUCGCCGAUGUUACUGAAGACAAGGCCCUCAUGCUUCACGAUAAGUUGGAAGUCCUGGAAAAGAAGAAGCUGUGGCGCAGCGAGGAGAAGUUCCGAGCCAUCCGAACCAACCUCCACAUCAGCGCCCAGCUGGAGAGGAUGAAGGAAGCUGCAAGAGACAACGAGGAGUCUGCUGAGGAGAAGAUGAGAAAGAAAAAGGUGGAAGAGGAAAGCAAAUGGUUCCAGGAGCUGACCUCACGUCUCCCCGGCUACGUCUUCAGCGAUAUGGCAUGCGCGGCGCUCCUGGACAAGCUGCAGUCCAUGGGCAUCAUUGAGAGCCGCAAGAUCACGCCGCAGAAGUUUCUCAAUGUCCUGACGGGCCUCAAGCCUUGGGAACUGUGCCUACCAGACGUCAGUGCUGCCAUCGAGUUUGUCCGUGAGCGUGUUGUCUUGAUGUCAGUGGAGGACUUCGAGGCCUGGUAUCAGCAUGAGAUCCCAGGUAUCAGCCGGUCACAGAGUGCUCCCCCUAACACCUUCCCAACCUAGCAGCGGAGUCACUGCAGUCCAGCAGGGUAUCCGAACCCCAGGGAGUUUUCCUCAAGUUUGAAACUUUUCAUUUUCCAGCACACAGCUAAUGUGUUGACAUCUUUACCUCAUCUUCGCAUUUUUAUUCAUGGAUGCACUAGGGCUUACGGGACUCAAUGCCUGCUUAUUUUGCUGAAAUGGGACAACCAGCAUUGAUAACUAUUAAAGAAUGACGUACCAUUCUUGUGUCAUGUACACGUAUAUAACAUGUUGUAAAGACCAGCGCAGGUGGUACGCACGCUACUCUCUGCCGACAGAGCCAGUGUCUAUUUCAAAGGUGACAAGCAGCGUGCACAUCAAAGAUUCGGGGACCUGUUUUUCACGGGCAACGUGAGCUUUCUAAGAAAAGUUUUUUCUCAACAAAAAAUUCCUUUGCUAUACAGUGUGCCACCAAGAGGUUGCCACAGACGCGGAGAGGCCAUUUUUCAAGUUUACUGUUGACAAAAGCAUGAUACCAUGAUUUGCAUAUGAGGAAAUGUCAGUUGAAACCUUGGGGAAAUUUUGAGGGGUUCGAAAGUUCUGCACUUUAGAACCCAUCUUCUUUCCUGGCAAAUAUUGGGAAUUAAGUUCCUUGCGCACACCUGGCGAAUAGAAUUUGUCAACUAUUUCCACAAUGCACUGCAAAAAAUGGCGUGUCUGCAGCAACCUUCUGGUGACACACUGUACUGUAGAUUGCCCGUAUUCAAAAUAUUGAUCAAAAUUCUGUUAUGGCUGUGACACGGUCUGUGCCCCCUUGCAGUUAAAGAAUAAAAAGACUGGGUUUUACUGCCUGGUUCCUGCCUCCAUCAUUUGUUGCAUUUGCCAAAGGCCUGAAACCAAUCUACCCUCCCUGAAACUCGCACACUGGACAAGAUACAGCAUGCCUCAACCUUGAAAUUAUAAAGGUGUCACCUUUAAGUGUCUCCUUAAAUCAUUUACACACAGAAGCAGUAGGGAUGUGGUUACAGAGUUAUAUUAUUACAAGUAUUAUUAUUAUUAUAACAGCAUUGGUUUUGCAGCUUUUGUAUAAAGAAGUAUUUUGAAGUAAAUUCUGAAUGUCGUUAAGAAGAGGUCCUUUGGACUUCGCAAAUGACCUUGUUAUAACAGGAACUUUGUGUUGUCAGGAAUGAAAGCAAUGAAGAACAAAGGAUUGGGAUCCAAAAAUUUCCUUGUUUUAAGCAGAAUCUUGUAUUAGCAGUGAUCUUAUUAACCUGUAGUUGUAAUCAUGUGAUCAAUUUUGUCCAGUGUGAAUGUUCUCUUCAACUGGAUUUCAUGGAAGUUGACACCAGGUUAUUGUUUGUUCAGUACUGCAGCACAUGUCGUUUCAAAGUACAUGUACAUUGUACUUCUUUUAUGCGGGUCAUUGAAAAUUCGUUACAAAUUCUGAACAAAGUCAAGUGUUUGUGCAUGUUUAGAUCAGGGAAAAAUAACAUUGAACAAUUUGUUUGAAAUGUUGACUAUGAACAAAAGCUGUUUAAUUUUACACUGAUAUUUUAGUUGUGACAUAUAUGUAUGCAAUUUAUUGUAAGCACUCGGAACAAAAAUUUUCAAACGUCUUUGUUGUUCUUAGCAUGUUACUGGUAUUAUAUUAAAUAAAAUGAUCAAACAUGUUGCUUGUAA